GUUCGGUUCCGCUCGGCGUCGCCCCGACUGUUAGUGUGUCCCGUUUUAGCCACAAACAAACAAAAGACAGCCACACCCACAGCAGGAUUUGAGUGAUCGGUGUGUGUGCGCGCGGGGCUGCUCGUGCGGACCGGUCUUUGGCUGAUGGUUUGGCCGCUCCACAUGUCGAGGGAGAAAACGUCUUAAUAAGUGGGUGGGCCGCGUGUUUCGGGGUGAGGACAGGGAGAGACGAGCAUGUGCGUGUGAGUGGGCCUCCACACAGUUGGUGUGAAAACGGAAGUGGCAGACGACUGCUCCUCGGCCCACACAUCCGUCUUCAUCAUCAUCAUCAUCAUCAUCCUCUCCUCCGUGACGGCAGAGGUGCAUGCUGGGAAGUGUCCUGACCUGCAGCCGCUUUCCACUCGAGCGUGUUUGAAUGCCCCCCGCAGCAGGAGAAGGACUACGUGGGCUUCGCCUCGCUGCCCAGUCAGCUGCACAGGAAGUCGGUGAAGAAGGGCUUCGACUUCACGCUCAUGGUGGCCGGUGGGUGGAGCAGUGAGCUCACAGGAGGUCCUGUCCUCACCACGUGUGUGUGUGUGUGUGUGGCAGGAGAGUCGGGCCUGGGCAAGUCCACGCUGGUCAACAGCUUGUUCCUGACUGACCUCCAUAAAGACAGGAAACUGCUCAACGCUGAAGAGAGGAUCCAGCAGACGGUGGAGAUCACCAAGCACACGGUGGACAUCGAGGAGAAGGGGGUGAAGCUCAAGCUGACCAUCCUGGACACGCCGGGCUUCGGCGACGCCGUCGACAACUCGGAGUGCUGGAGGCGGGUCAUUGACUUCAUCGAUCAGCAGUUUGAGCAGUACUUCAGAGACGAGAGCGGGCUGAACCGCAAGAACAUCCAGGACAACAGGGUCCACUGCUGCCUCUACUUCAUCCCUCCCUUUGGACACGGACUUCGACCGGUCGACAUCGAGUUCAUGAAGCGUCUGCAGGAGAAGGUCAACGUGGUUCCUCUCAUCGCCAAGGCCGACACGCUGACGCCGGCCGAGGUCCGCAGGCUGAAGGAGCGGCUGAGAGAGGAGAUCGACAAACUUGGCAUCAAGAUCUACCAGUUCCCCGACUGCGACUCAGAUGAGGACGAGGACUUCAAGCGGCAGGACAGAGAGCUGAAGGAAAGUUCUCCCUUCGCGGUGAUCGGCAGCAACACGGUGGUGGAGGCCCGAGGUCAGCGGGUCAGAGGUCGGCUCUACCCCUGGGGCAUCGUGGAGGUGGAGAACCCGGCCCACUGCGACUUUGUGAAGCUCAGAACCAUGCUGGUGCGGACCCACAUGCACGACCUGAAGGAUCUGACCAGCGACCUGCACUACGAGAACUACAGAGCCCAGUGCAUCCAGAACAUGACCAGCAUGAUGAGUGCAGACAAGCGAGUGGAGAGUCCGAUUCCCAUCCUGCCGCUGGCCACGCCCAGCGCCGAGGCGGAGAAGCUGAUCCAGAGGAAGGACGAGGAGCUGAGGAGGAUGCAGCAGAUGCUCCAGAAGAUGCAGCAGCAGAUGCACGAGCAGGACCUCUGACCUCCGACCUCCAUGCCUCAUUCUUUUGGUUUUCCUGCACCAAUGAUUGGCAGCAUGACGAUGACAUCCACCGCAGUCUGGAGCCAAGAGCAGAGACUAGAGACAGCAGACUAUAGACACCACACUAGAGACUAGAGACAACAGACCUGAGACAACAGACCUGAGACACCAGACUAGAGACAGCAGUGGAAACUAGAGACAACAGACCUGAGACACCAGACUAAAGACUAGAGACACCAGACUAGAGACUAGAGACAUCAGACUAGAGACACCAGACUACAGACACCAGACUAGAGACUAGAGACAACAGACUAGAGACACCAGACUAGAGACUAGAGACACCAGACCUGAGACACCAGACUAAAGACUAGAGACACCAGACUAGAGACUAGAGACACCAGACUAGAGACAGCAGUGGAAACUAGAGACACCAGACUAGAGACUAGAGACACCAGACUAGAGACACCAGACUAGAAACUACAGACAUCAGACUAGAGACACCAGAUUAGAGACUAGAGACAUCAGACUACAGACACCAGACUAGAGACACCAGACUAGAAACUAGAGACAUCAGACUACAGACACCAGACUAGAGACACCAGACUAGAGACUAGAGACAUCAGACUACAGACACCAGACUAGAGACUAGAGACACCAGACUAAAGACUACAGACACCAGACUAGAGACUAGAGACACCAGACUAGAGACACCAGAUUAGAGACACCAGACUAGAAACUACAGACAUCAGACUAGAGACACCAGAUUAGAGACUAGAGACAUCAGACUACAGACACCAGACUAGAGACACCAGACUAGAAACUAGAGACAUCAGACUACAGACACCAGACUAGAGACACCAGACUAGAGACUAGAGACAUCAGACUACAGACACCAGACUAGAGACUAGAGACACCAGACUAGAGACAGCAGUGGAAACUAGAGACACCAGACUAGAGACAACAGACCCGAGACACCAGACUAGAGACACCAGACUAGAAACACCAGACUAGAGACUAGAGACACCAGACUAGAGACUAGAGACACCAGACUAGAGACAUCAGACUAGAAACACCAGACUAGAGACACCGGUGGACACUAGAGACACCAGUAGCGGAGAGACACAAGGUGAAACUAGGGACCUCAAAGCAGAGACAUCAGUAGAAACUCAAGGCACAUGACUCGAAACACCAAAUGAGAGUAGAGACACCAGUAGAGACCAUAGAUAUCAAAAGAGACUUGAGACCCCAGACUAGAGUCAUCAGAGUAGAGACACCAUUAGAGCCUAGAAAAACCAGUAGAGACUAGUCACACAUGUAGAGAUACAGCAUGAGACAUGAUAGAGACUACAGACAAGUAGAAACACAAAUAGACUCAAGGCUUGUGCAGAGUUUAAAGUGACUCGACUAGAAGCAAUACAAGACACAAAUAGCUGAGCCAAAAGAAAGACUUGACUAGAGUCACGAGCAGAGACUAGGAACGGAGACACGAGUAGACAGGCGACUGGAGACCUGUGCAAGUCAAAGAAGGAGUGGAGACAGGACUGGACCGAUGGAGCAGAGAAGCACUCGACAGCCACCCAGACUCGUGUGACGACUCGUGACUGACGGGUCGUCACGAUAAGUCUUGUCGGCGAUAAGUCUUGUCUGGUGUGUUUUUGCUGGUGAAUUUGAGUUGGAUAUUUGAAUCCUGCUCCAGUUGUUUUGCUGAGGAGGUGUUUGGAGAAGUAGCUGAACGCUGACGUGUUUAUUGACUGUCACUGGUUGCUUCAAACGUUGGAAGGUUCUCGCGUGCGUUUGUGUUUUUCUUUAUUAAAGUCAACCCCACUGGCGCUUCAA
This is a messenger RNA of Synchiropus splendidus (mandarinfish), 3389 nucleotides long. RefSeq names its product septin-5-like. NCBI's taxonomy places the organism in Eukaryota, Metazoa, Chordata, Actinopteri, Syngnathiformes, Callionymidae. Gene Ontology annotation, biological process: regulation of exocytosis; cytoskeleton-dependent cytokinesis. The record is from RefSeq and is a predicted model, not a curated record. The coding region runs from base 513 to 1553 and encodes 346 amino acids. The transcript has 10 exons. Gene Ontology annotation, molecular function: GTP binding; GTPase activity; molecular adaptor activity. Gene Ontology annotation, cellular component: cell division site; septin ring; synaptic vesicle.